Molecule: messenger RNA, 1953 nt
Organism: Grosmannia clavigera kw1407
Lineage: Eukaryota; Fungi; Ascomycota; Sordariomycetes; Ophiostomatales; Ophiostomataceae
Product: amino acid permease
Exons: 5
Coding region: 1-1953 (650 amino acids)
Source: RefSeq, a predicted model, not a curated record
AUGUCGUUCUCUCUUGAUGAGUUCGACUGCUUCUCGCUAUCGAUGGCAUCGGGAAGCACCUUGGACACCGACUUUGGUGUCGUCGUCGUUGACAGUGACGGCGAUGGCGCUGCUCUGCAGAGGCCGUUUGAUGUCUGGAGUUAUCUCGGCCUUCAGUACUCUCUGAAUUCAACACCGCUGGACGGGAUGGUUGUGUACAUCAGUGUGGGCGCGCUUUUAAUCAUCACUGUCCUCCUCGCCCGCACGCACCCAAAACAGUCUGUGUCUUUUAUUUUCACCGAUUACGUCAACCAGACCGGCUGGAAGUCGGAGGCGUGGUUUUAUUCUGGGUCUCCUGCCAGGCUUAUGGAACCCAAGGAGAAUGUGCUUCGCGUAAUGAUGGGAAGCGCUUUUCUCAGCACCAUCGCCGGUUUUCCCAUGAUAUUCGUUCUCAUGUUCUGCAUCAAAACCCCCGACAACCUUCUCGCUCCCAUCGGUGGCCAGCCUGUGUCCCAGCUUCUUCUCGAAUCGCUUGAUUUUGAGGCUCUCGCCAUCAUUGGACAUCUCAUCUACACCGUCUGCAUGUUUGCCGCCACCAUAUGCACCUUGCCUGCCCCUUCUCUUGUCCUCUGUCAACGCCAUCUUUGUGUGCUUUUUAUCGUGGUCGCUCUUGGAUCGAUCCAGAUGGGCUCUACUGCGGCAAUCAGCGCCAUUUUGGGUGGCGGCAUAGUCUUGCUGUACGUGGUGUAUGAGAUUGUCCUCCGGGCUUCUAAGAAGGCGCAGCAGAUGAUGAACGAGCCGUCACCGGGCCAAGCAAGCCACAGUGGCGAGACAAACGCACAGCCAAAUGCAGCCGAACAGCAGUCGGCGUCGCCGAGCUCACUGAGCCCUCCGCAGCGCACCGGAGACAUCACGACACAGGUGCGACUGCUGGGACGACAGGAGUCCAACUUCCCCCACAUCUUCCGCGACGGUGGCGGUGGCGGCACGGUGAGCGGACAGGAUCUGAUCAUCUUUGCGGACGGCAUGUACACGCGAGGCCCACCGCCGACAGACCCUUCGCGCAUGGUCAACUUCAUCUCCAACUCGAUUGCGGUGCUGGGGCCGAGCGGUGCGGCCACGACGACCAUUCGGCGUGUCACCGACACCGGCUCGGAGGCCAAGGGCCCGGAUCAGGCGCUGCCCUUUCUCGAGGACCAGGGUGAGACGCCGUCGAGCCAUGCUAUCUGGCCAAACGAGAACAUUGCGACCAUUCAAGGCGGAACCAUCGGCGUGACAUUUUCCGAGGUGAUCGACCGCCGCCUCUUCCGGCAGCAGAAGCAGGCGCUGCUGUACAACACGCCGAUCGAGAUCCACGUGCAGCAGCCGCAUGCGGCCGGAGACGCCGCAGUCGUGUCAGUGUCACGGCCUCACAAGAGCUUGUUCCUGGUUGGCGAGCCAAUGUUUGGCUCAUUCGUCACCUACGCCACCGACGACUACCUCUACCUGUUUGGGCGCGUGUCGGAGACCGACAAUCCGCGCAGCAACGGGCUGAAGCUGGCGCGCGUAAGGCCCGCUGACUGGGCCAACCGGCAGCUCUACGAGUACUGGAACGGACAGGCGUUUGGGCCGGAAAUGCCGGCGCGCGACGACAACGGUGCUGCCAACGUGCUGUGCUACACGCAGGAGAUAUUCGGGAAGCACUAUGGCCCCGGCGCGGGCGACAUCUUUUGGAGCGACGUGUACAAAGAAUACAUCCUGCUCUUCCAGAGCGCCGGCGCCGCUUUAGACGAUAACUGCAACCACGCGCUGACGGGCGGCUGGUCGGCACCGGAAUCAAUCUUCAAGAUCCCCCGGGCCUCUGACGGUUUCAGCUAUGCCUUCCAUGCGUAUCCAAAUAUGAGCCCUGAUGGCAAGGUGGUGCCGAUUACGUGGACGCAAGACUCAAAGUCGCAGUCGUGCUCCAUCUAUACGGGGGAAAUCGUGUUCACGUGA